Gadus macrocephalus (Pacific cod) is the source of this 2441-nucleotide messenger RNA. It is a transcript of the gene arrdc1a, whose product is annotated as arrestin domain containing 1a. Gene Ontology annotation, biological process: protein transport. Gene Ontology annotation, molecular function: ubiquitin protein ligase binding; ubiquitin-like ligase-substrate adaptor activity. Gene Ontology annotation, cellular component: cytoplasm. The transcript is spliced from 8 exons. Lineage: Eukaryota; Metazoa; Chordata; Actinopteri; Gadiformes; Gadidae. Bases 88 to 1407 code for a protein of 439 amino acids. The record is from RefSeq and is a predicted model, not a curated record.
GGCAAAGUAUCCAAGGCGCGUCUGUCUUGAGAGCACAGGUGACUCAGUAAGAUUGGUGCCACCCGUGUCGUGGUGGCCUGCAGAAACAUGGGGAAAAUCCAGGAGUUUGAGAUUACCUUUGACAAAAACAAAGUGGUUUAUAGUCCAGGGGAUUCUAUCUCCGGCACCCUGAAAUUCAAAGUGACCCAAUCGAUGCCGUGCAAAGCCAUCAAGUUAAACUGUAACGGAUUCUGUGGCGUCACCACCAAGGCCAACGACACCGACUGGGCCGUGGAGGAGCAGUACUUCAACAGCACCGUGUCCGUCGCUGAGAAAGGAACGCUGAAACCCGGAGACCAGAGCUUCCCCUUCAAGUUCCUCAUCCCCGCCGUUGCGCCAACAUCUUUCGAGGGGACCUACGGGAAAAUCAUUUACCGUGUGAGGGCAUUUGUUGACACCCCGCGGUUCACCAAGGACUUCAAGACCGAGAAGCCAUUUUACCUCCUGACCCUCCUCAACCUCAACGAUGUGCCGGAAAUCCGGGGGCCCAACGUGUCGGCGGUGACUCGGGAGUUCACCUACCUCCUGGUGAAGUCUGGCAGCAUCGUGCUGAAGGCGGAGAGUGACAUGAAAGGCUACACGCCCGGCCAGGUCAUCAAACUCGCCGUCAACAUCCACAACCAGUCCGGCAAGACCACCAGCAUGGUGGUGGCUAGCCUCAUGCAGAAAGUGAGCUAUGAGACCAAGAAGCCCACCCAUGACCUGCGGGCGAUAGCCGAGGUGGAGGGCUCUCCGGUGAAACCGGGGAAGGAGGCGGAGUGGACGGAGCACAUGAUCGUCCCACCGCUCCCCCAGUCCUCCCUGGUCGGCUGUGACCUCAUCAAGAUCGAGUAUUACAUUAAAGUCAAUAUCAAGUCUCCAGAGGUCACCCUGGUGUUGCCCAUUCACAUCGGCAACGUUUCGCUGGACAAGAAGGGGACCUCCAAACCCACCACCACUGACUCCACCUCCAGCCCCACCCCCACCUCCACCACAGACGGCGAGCCCAACCUUCCCCCGCGCACCGCCCCAAAGCCUGCCCCUCGCCCCAACCGAGCAUCCCUCCAUGUCCCCGCCAGCGCACCUCCCGACGACGGGGGGCAGGGGGCCACGGGUGGGGGGUGGCCCCCGUACGGCGAGGCCCUUCCCGCCAAGAGCUACUCCCAGAUGGGGUACCUGAGCCCCCACACGCCCGUGUCCCCCAAUUCGUUCAGCUACGCCCCGGGACUCACCUUCCCCCAGAACAACAGGCACAGCUGUGGACCCAUCUUCUCUGAGGGCAACGCUAACAUGCCGUCCCCUUCUCCUCUCAUCCUGCCCCCGGAUUAUCAGUCUGCCUCCUACCCUAAUGAGGCCCCACCUUCCUACAACCAGAGUUUCAACACAUGAGCCAAUGGCAGCGAUGCAGGGAGUGGUCUCAAGCCCACGAGCCAAUGGCAGCGAGGCAGAGAAAAUCAUGCGCAAAAAAACUGUUUGAGGCGUUUUAAACAUUUUGGAGAUUAAGAAUUCCCACUUUUUUUUUUUUUUUGCCCAGCAAACUAAAAGAAAAAACACAAAAAUGGUUCUUUUAUAUACAAAUAAUGCAAAACUUUUCAAAGUUGCUAAAUGUUUUAUAGCAGUUUUUGUUAAUAUACAGUUGGUGUGAAGUCUUUUGAGACAGUUGAGACUCGUCCUGCACCCCAAAACUACUUUAUUUUACACAAUCUUAGCACUUUAAGUUGAGUCUGUCAUGUUUAAGUUCUCUUGCAUGAGAAAAUGCGGAACAUGAGGACUUUCUCAAGGCAACAUUUAACUUUCCUAAACGCCACACUCAUAAGCCCAAUUCAGAUAAUGCUAUGUCGAUUUAAAAUCCUAUCUGUUGUACGUUUUAGUAGGUCAAAUGCAAACAAAAAAUAGUAACUGCUGUUGGGAUGUGGUGGGAUGGAGGUGAAAUAAUAAUCAGCAUUUCAGUGUGCCUUGUAUUUGGCUUUGUUAUGUUUGAUUGAUUGAUGCUCGUGACAAACAAUUGAAAUGUGAUUCAACUAUAGCUGUACAGCCUGUUAAUGCUGAUAAGAAAUCUAAAUGUUAAUUGAUUCUUUCAGUACAAAUCAAACACUACAGAUAAUAUUCUAUGUACUUCCUGAAAGUAAUAUGACCAAGUCAUUUUAGUUUUAUUGCAUCAAUUUACUGAAUGUAUGUGAAUAUGUUGUGAUGCUGGUUUUAACCCUUUUCCCCGUUUUAAGAUGUACUGCAGAGAUCUUGUUUUUUUUCUGUUAUCCUCCUUUAAUUGAACUUCAGUGGAUUUCACUUUGGAGUUUCCUUUCGUGUUGAGCCUAUUGCUCAUGGAAUGACGUUCAUACUGUUUUGGUUAUUUAUUUGUGUGUUUAUUUUCCAAGCAUGCUAUCAAGUGUUUCUAAUAAAUCUAAGAUGUUCUUGAUUUAAAA